CUUCCGGGUGGCGCGUGGGGCCGCAGGCUGAGAGGUGCCCCGCCGCCGCGGACAUGGAGACUCUGUACCGAGUGCCGUUCUUGGUGCUCGAGUGCCCCAACCUGAAGCUGAAGAAGCCGCCGUGGGUGCACAUGCCGUCGGCCAUGACGGUGUACGCCCUGGUGGUGGUGUCGUACUUCCUCAUCACCGGAGGAAUAAUUUAUGAUGUUAUUGUGGAACCUCCGAGUGUUGGCUCUAUGACUGAUGAGCACGGGCAUCAGAGACCAGUAGCUUUCCUGGCCUACAGAGUAAAUGGACAAUAUAUUAUGGAAGGACUCGCAUCCAGCUUCCUGUUUACAAUGGGAGGUUUAGGUUUCAUAAUCCUUGACCGAUCCAAUGCCCCAAACAUUCCAAAACUCAAUAGAUUUCUUCUUCUCUUCAUUGGAUUCGUCUGUGUCCUGUUGAGUUUUUUCAUGGCCAGAGUAUUCAUGAGAAUGAAGCUGCCGGGCUAUCUGAUGGGUUAGUGCCUUUUGAGAAGAAAUCAGUGGAUACUGGAUUUGCUCCUAUUAACGAAGUUUUAAAGGCUGUACCAAUCCUCUGAUAUGAAAUGUGGAGAAGGAUGGAAAGCAGCAGAAAAAAGAAGCAUCUAGUGAACACAUAGGAAGCGUAUUAAAGCUUGGACUAGAAUGUCUUCUUGGUUUCAAAGAGACAAGCUUAUUACAGUAUUUUUUCCUGCUGACCUGUACUGACGUACCCACGAUGUUAAGUGGCAUUUUCUUGUUAGUUUUUCAUUUCUUAAAGGAGAUAUACUCCGUUUCUACAACUAUAAUAUUGAUGGAAAUGAUUAUUUUUUACAACCCCCUUAACAUUUUUCGAGAUGACAUUUGUGACUUUCAGAAAUUAACGUAAAAUCAGGAAGUGCGAUCACCUAGCUGAGAACUCUGGACAGCUGAUUGGCCUUCCAUCUGGUGCUUUGCCUUUAGACAGAGUGUGUGACAGAACCUUAUUUCAGAGACGUGUAUAAGACUGUUACCUGAACAAUGAGAUGUGUGGAAGGAGCAGAAAUAAAUCGAUUUUCUAAUUAA
This is a messenger RNA of Diceros bicornis minor, 1064 nucleotides long. RefSeq names its product oligosaccharyltransferase complex non-catalytic subunit (gene OSTC). Lineage: Eukaryota; Metazoa; Chordata; Mammalia; Perissodactyla; Rhinocerotidae. Gene Ontology annotation, cellular component: oligosaccharyltransferase complex. The record is from RefSeq and is a predicted model, not a curated record. The coding region runs from base 54 to 503 and encodes 149 amino acids. The transcript is spliced from 4 exons.